This is a messenger RNA of Catharus ustulatus (Swainson's thrush), 1320 nucleotides long. RefSeq names its product properdin-like. The coding region runs from base 460 to 1320 and encodes 286 amino acids. The record is from RefSeq and is a predicted model, not a curated record. Lineage: Eukaryota; Metazoa; Chordata; Aves; Passeriformes; Turdidae. The transcript has 6 exons.
GGAACUGGGGAAAGUGGGUGAUACUGGGCAAUACUGGGGGACACUGGGUGAUACUGGUGGAUACUGGAGGAUACUGGGAGCACUGGGAGGGCGGAACUGGGUGGAACUGGGUGGAACUGGGAGCACUGGUGACCUGCUGGUGACCCCUGGCCCCGCCCCCAGCGGCCACGCCCGUCUGGUGCUUCACGCGAUUGGGAGGAGGCCGAGGGGGCGGGGCCUGCGCGGAGCCGCUGGGGGAGGAGCCGCUGCCAUUGGCCGAUUGCUGCCUGAACCCCGCCUAUGGCUACAGGCCCCGCCCACAGAGCCACUGCCGCUCCUGCCGCGCGGGCGCCUGGGGGCCGUGGGAGCCCUGGAGCAGCUGCUCGGUGACCUGCGAGGAGGGGACACAGAGGAGGGACGCAGCCGCAGCCCCGGGGGACACGGCGGGACAGCACCGAGUGGCAGCUGAGAGCGUGUGACAUGGGCUGCUGCCCCGUUCCGGGCUCCUGGUCCCCCUGGUCCCCUGGGGUGGCUGCUCUGUCACCUGUGGGGGGGGGUCCCAGCGGCGCCACCGCAGCUGCUCGACCCCUCCCCCCGCUGCGGGGGCUCCUGCGGGCCCGGCGACAGCGAGGACACGCGACAGUGCCAGGGACAGCGACAGUGUGUCCCGUUUCGGGCGCGUGGGGCCCGUGGGGGCCGUGGGUCCCUGCUCGGGCUCGUGCCGGGGCUCGGGUUCGGGUUCGGGUUCGGGGCCGGUUCGGAGCCGCCGCCGCCGCUGCGAUUCCCCGGAGCCAUCGCGAGACCCCCCCGGGACCCCCUGCCCGGGGAGCGCCACCAACAGCGAGCCCUGCCCGGGCUGCCCCCCUGCCCCGUGGACGGUGCCUGGGGGCGUGGUCUCCGGCCACGCCCUGCCCGGUCACGUGCGGCCUGGGCGGGGUCGUUCUGAGCCGCGCCUGCGACGCCCCCUCCCCAAAAUACGGGGGGCGGGGCUGCGAGGGACCCCAGACCCGGCGGGGGCUGUGCGGGCCCCGAGACCCCUGCCCAGAGUCCCCGCACUGGGGUCCUUGGGGCCCCUGGAGCCCUCAGUGUCCCUGUGUGUCCCCAUGUCCCCGCAGAGUCCCCGCACUGGGGUCCCUGGGGCCCUGGAGCCCGUGUCGCCGGCCCUGGGGUGACAUCAGCUGCAGGAGCCUGGCGGGGCAGCAGCGGCGCACGCGGGAGUGCGCGGGGCACAGCGCGGGGGGCGCGGCCUGCCCGACCCACGGGGGGGCGAGCACGAUCGAGCUGCGGGCGUGUUACAGCGUGAACAACUGUCUGCGUGAGUCACCUAUGGAUACCCUAUAG